AUGAUUGUUCACUUGUGUCUGUUACUCAACGCAGCUGUCUUUCUUCUCGUCAACUGUUCGCUUUUUGUGAGUUUCAAAAAGAAGAAGCUGCGAAACUCGCUAGUUCAGGACGAUGACCCGCCCCGCCACGUCGUCGGCCGAUGCCGCCCCCAGUUAUCGUUCAUCAGCCGGAGCCGUCGAAACGAUCGCGACGGGAAAAGAGAUCGAGAAAGGAAAAAAAGAAGAAACAGGAUACGCUGCCGAAAACAAGUGAAUUUCAGAGAAGAUGACUAUCGAAUUUAGAGCAAUAUUUCAGCGGAUCCGAAAAUGAAACCUCGGGAGGCGAAUGACAAUGAAACGGUCGAUGAGACGCCGUCGCAGUGGGGAGACUUUGACGCAGAGUUUGUGGUACGCACUUCAGAAGAGAUACGAGCUAAAAAGAUAUAGGAAAAAGGUUGAAAACUUCGAGAAAAGCAGUGGAAAAAUAGUGAAAAUAACGACAAGGCAAAUUGGCGCGCAGUAGUUUAAAGGCGCAUUCUAAUUGAAAGUGGGUCUCGCAACGAUUGAAAAAUGUUUCAGAAGUCGCCGGCGAGGAACCACAAAAAGAGGACGAAGGCUCGUUGA
Molecule: messenger RNA, 603 nt
Organism: Caenorhabditis sp. 36 PRJEB53466
Lineage: Eukaryota; Metazoa; Nematoda; Chromadorea; Rhabditida; Rhabditidae
Source: the annotation of a GenBank genome assembly